Molecule: messenger RNA, 3838 nt
Organism: Chroicocephalus ridibundus (black-headed gull)
Lineage: Eukaryota; Metazoa; Chordata; Aves; Charadriiformes; Laridae
Gene: GOLM1
Product: golgi membrane protein 1
Exons: 11
Coding region: 266-1465 (399 amino acids)
Cellular component (GO): Golgi apparatus
Source: RefSeq, a predicted model, not a curated record
CCCCGCACUUCCUGCGCUGCCCAGCCCUGCCCGCUCCGCCUCCUGCCGCUCUCCCUCAUAGCGGGCGGCGCGGCAGCGGCCGCCGCCUUCCUGCUGGGCGGGGGCGGCACGGCGAGGUGAGUGGCUGUUCCAGCUGCACUUGGUCUUCAUGUGCUGCUCCGAUGUACGCUGGCUUUGUACCAUGUGCUGGCUGGGUGGUGGAGGAGGUGGCUGGUAGGCAGGUUUCCACACUGUUGUGGUUCUUUGGAUUUGUUUUUUUCAUGAAAUGGUAGGGCUCGGAAGCAGCUGCCGAGGGAUGAAGUCUCCACCUCUCCUUGUGGCCGCACUUGUGGCGUGCAUCAUUGUUUUAGGUUUCAACUACUGGAUUGCAAGUUCUCGCAGCGUGGAUCUGCAGGGUCGGAUCAUGGAUCUGGAAGUCAAGGUCCGCCGAGCGGCAGCGGAGAGGGGUGCCGUGGAGCUCAAAAAGAAUGAGUUCCAAGGGGAGCUAGAGAAACAGCGACAGCAGAUUGACAAAAUCCAGUCCUUGCACAGCUUUCAGAUGGAAAAUGCGAACAAAGUACAUCAGGAAGAGAAGGCAGUGCUCAUGAGUAACAUCACAGUAAAUGAAAGAUUGAUGCAGAAUCUACGAGAACACUUGAAAGAGUUGCAGACAGAAUAUGGGAAGCUACAACUGGUUGUUUACUGGUUUCAGAAGAACCAGACUAACCUUCAGAAGAAGUUCUCAUAUGACCUGUCACAGUGCAUCAACCAGAUGAAAGAAUUAAAAGAACAAUGUGAAGAAAGGAUAGAUGAGCUUACAAAAAAGGGUAGUGAUGUAGCACAACUGAAAGAAAACAAAGACUCAGAAGAUUCAAAGAAAAAGAGCCAGGUCAAUAUUCAACUGCCAGCUGUGAAGCAAACCGAGUUCAAGCCGUCUGACUUGGAACAGCAGAAACCCAAAGAAGAUGUACCUAAAGCAGUACCUACAGAAAAAAAGACAGACCCGCUGCAGGCUAAAGAAAGAAUAAGCGACCUAGCUGACAUCAGAAAACAGGAGCCUAAGGCAGAAGAGGAGCAGCUUUCUAAUCAACUGAAAAACCCACAGGAUUCACUCAACGCUGCAGCAGGUCAUAAGGAGGUGCUGCCUGAGUCAGAGAAGGAGCUGAAUCCAUCUGAAGAUGAAAAACAAGUAGCUGGGCAAGAUGCGUUACAGCCAGCAGCAGAGCAGGCUGAGAGUGAGGAAGUUGAGAGGGAGCAGCUUGUAAACUAUGAUGCUAAGCAGGAUGACUCGCCCCCCAGAAGAGCUGACAAACAGGAACAUGAAGCACUGAACCAGGACAAGGAUGUUGAUUACAAUGUAGAUGAGAAUGAAGCUGAAUCAGAAACGGACAAGCAAGCAGCACUUGCAGGGAUUGAAAAUGUUCAAAACCCUGAUGAUCUGAAGAACCACUUACCUGAGCAAGGUAAAGAACUACAGAGGUUGUGAACAAAGGAGGUUCACGGUGCAACUUUUUCACCUCUUCAUAUAAAUGCAGCAAUGAGAGCAAAGUGAUCUGAGAACGUUUUGUCUUCUCAAGGCUUCAGUAAAGGCCCAAAUGAAGUAGUAUUUUCUUGUGAAGUUUUAGUACUGUUUCAGUGGUGAAAAAAGUAAUCUUAAAUCUCGGGAGGCUUGUUUUAAAGCAGCUUGACCUCUGCAAUGACUCUUUCCUUCCUGUCAAUUACAAAAUUGAAACCAACUAGCAGUAAGUGUAGUAACUUUGAAGUCAGCUAACUCGUGCAGUCAUACUAUGGUGACAGUAUGUGUGGAUUGCUGGUAGAUGAAAGAAGAGAGUCCUCUGCCAAGGAUGGAACUCUCCCCUGAGCAGUGCAGUGAGAAAUCCCCAGCCGACUUCUAAGAGGAGCUUAAGAGGAGUUAACUUACCUUGACAAAACAUGGGAAGGGUGAAGAAUGGCCCAUGCUGCAGUCUACCCAUGUGCCUGGCAGAGAUCGACUCAGAAAGCAUAAUUUUUAGUCCUCUGAUAUUAUGCAGUGUGAUAUAUUUUCCUGUGCCUCCUAAAUGAAGUGGCCAACUUAACCAGGCUGACACACUGUCCUCGUUGUGUUCUUAGCUUUUAGGUUAAAAAAAAAAAAGUAGGAUCCUGACAAUACUGUCGUCUUAUUACGAGAUUAGCAGGAAGAUUUUUCUGAAAGCUUUCUUGGACUCAUGUUCAGAAGAUAAGCAUGAUGGUAUGGUUGAGUUACCACUAACUUGCACAAGUUAUGAGUGUAAACAUUCAUACUCCUGAACUUUUCAUGACAGAAGCCACCUGAAAUGGCUAUGAAGUGCUACAACUUCCCUUUACUCCUGCCAGCCACUAUCUUCUGCUGAAAAGUAGAAAGGCAAAUGCUUGCUGUGUAGAACAGCAAUCAUCUCAGCUGUUCAGAGUGACUAAUCUUCUCUGCCAGAUGGUAAACCAGACUAUGCAUUUACCAGACAUCUCAGUGUCUCCCACAGGUGAAGCUGUAGUUGUUGUGAAAUCUUGUUAUGCACAAUGUAUUGUGUUGUUAAUGUUCUAUAGUCUUUGUCUUUUCUGUAACUUGUUGAAUGCAAACUAGAAACUAGUUUACUUGCAAUAACCUAGAAAUACCCUCUACUACCACUAAAGCACCCUUAAGUGCAGUCCCAUCUGCAUUGUGUGGCCAGCUGUUCAGAAGGUGGUAUUGGUGACACCUGUGCUUGGAGCAAUCUUUGUGAACAUGAACCAAGCUCUGUCGAGACGGCAUGGGAGCAGACAGACAUGACUAACUUCCCAACCAGCAAUUCCAUUUAAGAAAGUGCAAAUUUGUCUUGGCUUUCUCUUAGCGCAUUUCAUCAUUUUGUAACUACUUUUGUGGUGUUUCAUUCCUCAGUGUACUGGUUUACAACUCCUGUAACUUAAGAUGACAUAAAUAUGCACGUGGAUGGUUGGUUCUUUUGUGUGUGAAGAGAGCACUAGUUGUCGCUGAGUGACAGGCAGAGCUCAAGUCAAACGGUGCCUAUUAAGCCUAAAUAUGUAAACAGUUCACUGACAGACUUCCACGUGCAACUUGAAUUCUUCUAAGAAAAGCACUGACUUCCAUUACUGAGUUUUUGGUUACUCUUUUUUUCACCGUUUAUGUAAAAUCAAAAUUAGCAUCAAAACUUUACCCAUAUAUUCUGAGUUAAGGGAGCAUUUUCUUAGGACUUAAUUUGUAAACAGUUACAUAGCUGAGAUUCAGUCAGUCUGGAAUUUAAUAGUGAUUGUUAAAGAGUACAGUGAAACAUGGUGUUCAAGUUGAAUGAAUGGCUUUAACCUGAUACUGGUAAAAUCCCAAACAACACAAUCCUUAAGGUAAUUAAUAUAUUGCCAGACUUCUGUUUUGGCGGUAUUUCUGUAAAGGACCCAAACCUGAGUGGGUUCUCACUAGCCAGGCAGAUGUCCUCUCCAUACACAAGACCACCUUCAUAUGAAGCACACUUGUUACACCUCUGACAGUACAGGCUCUGAAAACCUGCGUAAGAGCAAUCUUCAAAAGCAUAAAGGAAUACAGUCAUUCUCAAUGGCUUCAAGUACUACGGGAAUAUAACAAGUGGCCUGUAGUAGACAUAUAUAUGGGCCUGUAUGUCUACUAUAUAGAACUUUAAAGGACUUUUUUAGUUGAACAAAACAAGAGAUUCAGUUGGAACUGUGGUUUACAUAUUGUCUAUCACUAAGAUUUUUAGUUGUGUGAGGCAUGAAAGCUUCUUUGCUGUAAUCAUUUUGGGGUUAAAUUAACACUUUUCCUUGAUGUUUUUUUUAAUACUAAGCCUGAUUCAGUUUAGAUAAGCAUUUUCAAAUAAAAGUAGUCUUCUCUACUGUG